Molecule: messenger RNA, 557 nt
Organism: Cokeromyces recurvatus
Lineage: Eukaryota; Fungi; Mucoromycota; Mucoromycetes; Mucorales; Mucoraceae
Exons: 2
Coding region: 58-453 (131 amino acids)
Source: RefSeq, a predicted model, not a curated record
UUUUUUUUAAAUAAUUCAUUUUUUCUCUUUCCUUAUCAGAUUUUUUUUUUUGAUAAAAUGGAGGCCUAUCAUGACGAAAGAACUACUUUACUUCCAACUACAACAGCAACAAAUGAUAGCAUAAAUCAAAUUAGCCAGAGGAAAGGGCUAAAAUACUACUUGAUAUGGUUAUGGAGGUUUUGUAUCUUUACAGUAACAGGCUCUUCUAGUGUUCAUGUCACAAGCAUGUUGUUGAGAUUACUCCAUUAUAAAAAUGAUACAUGGUUUUACUAUAUUGUAUUCUUUUUUAUGGAGCUUGUUGUUUAUACAAUCAUGAUUGUCGCGAUCGGUAGUUUACUAUUUCAAUGGCAAUUCUUUUGCAUGAUUGCUUUCAAGAUGUGGUCUUGGCUAUUACCACAAAAAAUGAAGAUUUGGUGUUAUGAACAUCUUCAUAGCCAUAGGAUUACACUUUAAUUAUUUUUAUAUUAUAUUAUAUUUGAGUAAUAGUUUUCGAUAGAAACAAUGAUACCUAUACAUAUGAAAGACAAAUUAAACAUAUGAAUUAUUUUUUCUCAGUA